GCUUCCCAGUAAAACUUCAUACUUCAAUAUGGAGAAGGAACAUGUUGGUUUUAUCCCAGUCUCUGAUUCAUCUUACACUCCCAAGCUUAGAAUACAAACUGACUACAUUGCCAAAAAUGUAUUAGUUAAACUAAAAAGGCGGAUUUCUUUGAGAAAUGGUGUCUCUCUUGUAGUUGGAGGCAUGAUUGGAUCAGGGAUUUUUGUUUCUCCAGGUGGAGUCCUAGAUCAAAAUGGCUCCUAUGGUUUAUCCCUGAUUACUUGGGCUGCUGGGGGUGUUCUUUCAAUUAUUGGAGGCCUCUGCUAUGCCGAAUUGGGUACAACCAUUACAAAAUCCGGUGGAAGCUAUGCAUACAUUUUGGAAGUAUUUGGAGGAUUAGUUGCUUUUCUUAAAUUGUGGGUGUCAAUACUUAUUAUUAAGCCCUCUGCACAAGCUGUUGUUGCCAUCACAUUUGGCAACUACCUGGUGCAGCCUAUCUUUGUAAACUGUCACACACCAUAUAUCGCACAACGAUUGAUUGGAGCUGCUUGCAUCAGCAUACUUACUUUUAUAAACUGUGCCAGCGUGAAAUGGGGAACCAGAGUCCAGGAUGUGUUCACAUUUGCCAAAGUUGUCGGCCUUAUCAUCAUUAUUGUUGCAGGGAUGGUUAAACUGGGCCAAGGUGAAACUGAUUUCAGUUCCGCAUUCAGUGGCUCGGUGUGGGAUGUUGACAGGAUCAUCAUGUCGCUGUAUUUUGUACUAUUCUCCUUCUCUGGUUGGGACACACUUAACUAUGUGACAGAGGAAGUUAAUGAUCCUGAAAGGAAUCUCCCCCUUGCCAUUAUUAUUUCAGUGCCACUGGUGACUAUCUUAUAUAUACUGACAAUUCUGAGUUAUUACAUAGUGUUAGAACCAAGUACCAUCCUUUCUAGUGAUGCUGUAGCAGUGACAUUUGCAGAAGAUACUCUAGGAAUAAUGAAGUGGAUUAUCUCAAUAGCAGUGGCUCUCUCUUGUUAUAGCAGCCUAAAUGCAUCAAUUAUAUUAGCCUCAAGGUUGUACUUUGUUGCAGCCCGUGAAGGACAUCUCCCUCAAAUACUGUCAAUGAUCCACGUGACACGAUUCACACCAGUCCCAGCACUACUUAUAAAUGGCUUAUUAGCAAUUAUCUACCUUAGUGUGGAGGAUAUCUAUAGACUCAUUUACUACUUCAGCUUCAGUUAUUGGUUCUUUAUUGGACUGACCGUUAUUGGGCAAUUAUACCUGCGCUGGAAGGAGCCAAAUCGAUAUAGAGCUUUCAAGAUCCACAUGAUUUAUCCAACCUUCUUCUGCGUCUGCAUCGUGGGCUUGAUAGCAGUGCCUGCAUACACUGACACUAUUAAUUCCCUAAUUGGGAUUGGAAUUGGACUGACAGGAGUCCCAGUCUAUUUCGUAGGACAAAUGCUGUCAAAGCUGAGAUAUCCUGCUUUGCUACAGAGAAUUUCAGCUACACUCAUUAAGUGCGUCCAGUUGCUCUUUUUCUGUGUGCUGAUUGAGAAAGAUUACGAAGAGCAGGAAGACAAGACUAAUAACAAAGAGGGAUGA
Pristis pectinata (smalltooth sawfish) is the source of this 1558-nucleotide messenger RNA. RefSeq names its product Y+L amino acid transporter 2-like. Gene Ontology annotation, molecular function: L-amino acid transmembrane transporter activity. NCBI's taxonomy places the organism in Eukaryota, Metazoa, Chordata, Chondrichthyes, Rhinopristiformes, Pristidae. The coding region runs from base 29 to 1558 and encodes 509 amino acids. Gene Ontology annotation, cellular component: membrane. The transcript has 9 exons. The record is from RefSeq and is a predicted model, not a curated record. Gene Ontology annotation, biological process: amino acid transmembrane transport.